GGAAGCGGCCCUGCCCAUAUCGGCGGGGCGAACGAGCCAUGUCAGAGUUCCAGAUUUCGGUGGAAGAGCUCAACGACCUGCUGGCCAACGGCAGCGGCUGUUACAGCCUGCCCAGCGCGCACAGCAACGAAGUGGCGCCCCGCAUCCACGUGGGCAACGCGUUCAUAGCCAAAAAUAUCAUGCGUUUACAACGCCUGGGCAUCACCCAUGUUCUCAAUGCUGCGGAAGGCAAGUCUUUCAUGCAUGUGAAUACAAAUGCUGACUUCUAUGAAGGAACUAGUAUCGUCUACCAUGGCAUCAAGGCCAAUGACACCCAGGAGUUCAACCUCAGCCAUUACUUUGAAGAAGCUGCUGAUUUCAUUGAUAAGGCAUUAGCACAGAAAGAUGGUAGAGUGUUUGUCCACUGCCGUGAAGGCUACAGCCGCUCACCCACCCUCGUCAUCGCUUACCUCAUGCUUCGGCAGAACAUGGAUGUCAAAAGUGCCGUCAGCGCCGUCCGGCAGAAACGGGAAAUUGGCCCCAACGAUGGCUUCUUGAAGCAGCUGUGCCAGCUGAAUGAGAAGCUGAUGAUGGAGGGCAAACUGAAGAAACCAUAGCCACUGCUUAGCCUGUGGCCUCUCUGCACUUCUUGCCAAACACUGUUAAUUGCUUUGGGUUGAGGGCACUGGCUGCCAGGCUGCACAAGCGAGGCAGGAGACAGUCUCAAGUUGCUUUCAUAAAGACCCGGUGGGGUGGUUUCGAGUAGUACCAGAAAACUACUGCAGGAUUGUGGCACCCUUGGUGUGGACCCCCACCUUGUCCAGCCAGGCACCAGCUCACUUAUCUUUUAUUUUGGAAUUUGUUAAGUAUAGUUUAUAUGUCUGUGUGUGUGUGUGCAAGAGAGAGAGGAAGAAAGUUGUGAAGGGCUUGGUUUCAAAACAUUUUGUAUCAUGACUAUAACUCUCAUAAAUUUCACAGGAUAUGAUUUUGCUCUUGU
Molecule: messenger RNA, 976 nt
Organism: Thamnophis sirtalis
Lineage: Eukaryota; Metazoa; Chordata; Lepidosauria; Squamata; Natricidae
Gene: DUSP3
Product: dual specificity phosphatase 3
Biological process (GO): protein dephosphorylation; negative regulation of T cell activation; positive regulation of mitotic cell cycle
Cellular component (GO): cytoplasm; cytosol
Molecular function (GO): protein tyrosine/serine/threonine phosphatase activity; MAP kinase phosphatase activity
Source: RefSeq, a predicted model, not a curated record